AUGGCUAAAGGCUGUGGCCCAUUGGGUUGCGAGUCCGACUCUCAAGUCCGUUUCUGGACCACGCAAAAGAGUGCACACCACCUCGAAGAACCUCAAUUGCUCAGCCUGGGUAGCACCGGACUGGUAUUCAAGCUUAGCGACGCCAUCGUCGUGAAAAAGAGCCGUCUUGGCCGAAGCGGAUAUAUUGCUGCCGAACAAAAAGUCUUUACAAUAUUAAAACGCCAACCGCCAUCACCAUACAUUGUCCAGCACUUUCACGACACCAAGGACGCAAUAUUCUUGGAGUUCAUGUCGGGUGGGAAUCUUGGAACCAUCCUUAACGACGAACAAGUGAAAGACGAGUCAACGCAGAGAGUAAUUCGAGUAGAGAAGUUGCAGACGGCGGAAGACUGUCUCCGGUGGAUGCGUCAGCUUGCAACGGCAGAAGCUUGGCUCGAGCAGCUGGGUUUGGCGCAUUGCGAUAUUCGGCCAGCCAACAUAUUGCUGUCCGACGCGCGGGACAUCAAGCUUGCAGACUUUGAUCGUGCGUGCAAGAUCGGAGACACCGUACCCUCUCUGACGGAACCUUUUGCUCGGCUACUGGGGGAUGACGGUGGCUCGGAUUGCGGAACAUACGGCACCGCUGGUUGUCGAACAGAGCAAUUCGCCAUGGGUUCAGUCAUCUAUGCCUUGACGCGCGGCCAUGAUCCCUAUGAGGACGAGUGGUGA
Molecule: messenger RNA, 708 nt
Organism: Metarhizium robertsii ARSEF 23
Lineage: Eukaryota; Fungi; Ascomycota; Sordariomycetes; Hypocreales; Clavicipitaceae
Product: Protein kinase, catalytic domain protein
Exons: 1
Coding region: 1-708 (235 amino acids)
Biological process (GO): peptidyl-serine phosphorylation; autophagy
Cellular component (GO): cytoplasm
Molecular function (GO): protein serine/threonine kinase activity; ATP binding
Source: RefSeq, a predicted model, not a curated record